AUGAGGAAGGCGAAAGCAACCGCGCCCGCAGCCGCCGCCAAGCCCAAGCCUAGGGCGAGGGCGAGGGCCAAGCCCAAGCCCAAGCCCAGCCCCGCCUCCCUCUCCUCCGGCACCUCGUCGCCGUCCGCCACCAGCGACGCCGACGCGUCUCCGUCCCCCGUCGCCAUCGGCCGCGGCUUCCUCGCGCCCGCCUCGCCGGCGACGCCCAACACCAGGUCCCCUCUCUCCGCGCCGGCGUCCCCCUUCUCCGCGCCCAAGCCCGCCACCGUCGACGACCUGCGGGCCCUCGCCGCGUCCACCCUCGACUCGCUCAAGCGCCGCCUCGACGCGCUCCACGGCGACUCCGUCCGCGACCUCGAGGCCUCCCACUCCCGCAUCUCCAAGCGCAUCAAGAUGCAGACGCAGAGCUGCCUGCAGCUGGCCGAGGAGGCGGAGAGGGAGCACAGGAAGGUGGCCGAGAAGAUCUCCGAGAGCGCCGACGAGAUGAAGGCAUCGUACAAGAAGUUCGUGGCGGAGGUGCAGUCGUCGACGUCUCUGUGCAAGGUGACCGUCCCUGAGAUGGCAAAGUCUGUUGAGAGAGCUAUCGAUGGCUUGCGCACUCGCUACAACGUCCCAGCUACGGCAGCUUAG
Lolium rigidum is the source of this 630-nucleotide messenger RNA. Its product is annotated as testis-specific gene A8 protein-like. The coding region runs from base 1 to 630 and encodes 209 amino acids. The record is from RefSeq and is a predicted model, not a curated record. Lineage: Eukaryota; Viridiplantae; Streptophyta; Magnoliopsida; Poales; Poaceae. The transcript is spliced from 4 exons.